CCACCCUUAUAUUGUUACAUACACCUUAAUGAUGACCACUGAUUUGGACAACAGGUGCGGUCAGCUGAAAUCACAGCCAAGCUUUCUCCUCCUCCAGAAAACACAGAAGGAUGCCCGGUCUCUCCCAACAACAACACUUUGCAUACAGAUUUCCAUAUAUUCCAUUCAUUUUGGGUGGAGGUCAUUUAGAUUUUUUCAGUCCCUUUGACUCCUUUGCUACCAAACAAUCACAACAACACUUCAGUCUGGCAAGAUCUUAUCUCUGUCUCCCAUCGUAGAGGACGAGGAGAUGGCGAUAAAAUUGUGUUGCUUUCCCAAGGAUCCACUGGGGGAUGUUGAAACUUGGAGUGAGUCUGUGGACAAAGUCCUCACUUGUAAAGCCGGACAGAUAGCUUUCCGGGAGUUCCUGAAGUCCGAGUACAGCGAGGAGAACAUUCUCUUUUGGCUCGCCUGCGAGGAGUAUAAAAAAAUCAAGACGGUGCCAGAGAUGAUCUCCUCUGCCAACAGGAUCUACUCAGAGUUUGUCCAAACAGAAGCGCCCAGACAGAUCAACAUAGAUUGCGGUACCAGAGAAAACAUAACCAAGAACAUCUCCCAGCCUUCCCUGACUUCGUUUGAUACGGCACAGAAGCUCAUCUACUCUCUGAUGGCCAGGGAUUGCUACCCGCGCUUCCUAAAAUCUGACAUCUAUCAGGGACUCCUGAGGAGAACAGAUUCAAGGUGACUGUUUUAAAACUGACAGCCUCUCAGACGAAGGCUCGUGAAAACUUCUCUCCAACUCUGAUCUGCUGUGGCACUCUUUGAUUUCAGUGUGGAUAACAGGUUUAUGCCAUACAAUCCAGAUCCCAAGUGUAGCAGAAAUAGCUUUUCUCAACCUGUGUGAUUCAGUAGACAGUUGCAGCUCAAGAUAAUUUUGGCUUGUAUUAUACUUUAUCUCUUUAAUUAUGUUAAUAUUCCCCAUGAAGUUAAUUAUAAAAAUAAUUCCUUUAUUGUAAAGUAUUAUCAACACUUUAAUUGAUUAUGCAAAUAUCAAUCCUAACAUACAAAGUUCACAUCCAAAUAAAUAUGUGAGUGUAUUGUUAAACAUCUGUCUCAUUUUUGUGUUUUCUUGUUGUAGUUUUUUGAAAUAUCUUAAAAAACAAAAUCUACUCAGUUGAAUGACAUUUGGGUGUGGUUAUUUUGAAUGUGAUGCAAAUCUCCUUUGUUGUUGUCACAGAAGACUGUCUGUCUUUACACUGUGGUGUCCUUAUAAUAUGGUAAAA
Messenger RNA from Etheostoma spectabile (orangethroat darter), 1262 nucleotides. RefSeq names its product regulator of G-protein signaling 21-like. The record is from RefSeq and is a predicted model, not a curated record. Lineage: Eukaryota; Metazoa; Chordata; Actinopteri; Perciformes; Percidae.